Sphaeroforma arctica JP610 is the source of this 2594-nucleotide messenger RNA. RefSeq lists its product as hypothetical. Gene Ontology annotation, cellular component: mitochondrion. Gene Ontology annotation, biological process: fatty acid metabolic process; carnitine metabolic process. The record is from RefSeq and is a predicted model, not a curated record. Bases 121 to 2340 code for a protein of 739 amino acids. Gene Ontology annotation, molecular function: carnitine O-palmitoyltransferase activity. The transcript is spliced from 7 exons. NCBI's taxonomy places the organism in Eukaryota, Ichthyosporea, Ichthyophonida.
UGCAAACAUGCCAGAGUACAGGAUUACACUUGUGCACUUAGUUUAAACCAUACACACUAAAACCCACUCGCGCACAGACUUAGGCUUGCAAUACUCAGUCUUAUCCCAAGCUUCUCCAAAAUGACCAGCACGAGCAACUUCGCGACAUACGCAACGCACGCUAUCAAUGCGGCGAAAGACCUCACCAUCGGCUCUGGGUCACUGCGUAUGACUUAUGUGAACUUUGUCACAGGGCCCUGGACUCUGCUCUUGUUCCCUUUCCAUGUAUUGCGAGUAGCGCUGCUCCGUACGCUACUCACAUACAAUGGAUGGACUACCAGACCUCACGCGACAUCGACUAUGGUAUACUUCUUGGUUCUUAAGUUGCUAGUCAUGUUCCCAGUUCCCACAUUCCAGUCUUUGCAGAAGUCUAUGCCGUGCUUGCCCGUGCCCUCUCUGAAGGAAUCAUGUGAUCAAUUCAUUACAUCCGUAGAGCCCCUCCUCACACCUGAGCAAUUGCAGAAAACCAAAGAUGACUUGCAACGCUUCCAAACGAAUGGCACAGGACAACAACUGCAAUCCACCCUGCAGUAUCUGUACUGGUCUAAAGACAAUUGGCUGAGUGAUAUUUGGCUCAGAGCUGCCUAUCUUAUGACCCGCGAGUUCUUACCCUGUGCGGCCAGUUGGUAUUCGUCCGACCUCAUGCCAUACUUAAGAGAGCAACACACGAAGAAUCAAGCCGAACGGUCAGCUACUUUGAUAUAUGCAACACUGAACAUUAGAGAUCAUGUGCUUAACAAGCGCGACUUUGAGGGCUUGUACACCGCAGUUGCAAUGCCCCUAUGUAUGAACGGAUACCAGGAUACAUUCGGUACUACCCGUGUGCCAAAGAAAGGCGAAGAUUUCCUGGAACAUCACCCUCAGUCAUCCUACAUCACAGUGUUGUGUCAGAACUUUGCUUUCAAGGUAGAGGUGGUACACAAAGACGGAUCACGUGCGAGUGUGAAGCAACUGCAGCAUCAGUUCGAGUACGUGAUGGCCACCGCAAAGGCCAUGAAAGAAGAUGGCGUGGAGCCAAAUGAUGUGUGUGUGCUCACCUCACAAAAUAGAGACGUCUGGGCGGAUGAACGCGAGGCGCUUAUCCAGUCGUCUGCAGAAAAUGCGCAGAAGUUGCAUACGAUCGAAUCGAGUGCGAUUGUCCUAUCUUUGGACCACGAAUCUCCCGUGCCGAGGGGGGAUAAGAAGAACUUGAACUUGGAUGAGUACGCGACAGCUAUGCAACACAAUCAUGGACAGAACAGAUGGUUCGAUAAGUCUAUGAACAUAAUCACUUUUCCCGACGGAUAUGCUGCUGUCCAGUUUGAACACAGUUUUGCCGAUGGAUCGGUGAACGGUCACCUUUGGGAAGCCAUCCUGCUUUUGGAGGCACGCAUGUACAAGCAUGUAUAUAGCAGAGUACAACGCAUCAGCGCUGAGAAGAAGAAGAAAUGCCCUGUGCCAAUUCACGAUAAAAUUGCCAAGGAGAACGCCCGCCAGACAAACAACCGGCUUGAUCUACCCACAGCUAUUCAAUUCGAUCUAACACCGCGUUCACAAAAAGCGUGCCAGGUGGCGCAGGAAACCAUCAAGCGCGAAUUGAAAGAUGUCUCUCAGGGCUGCCUUAUUAAGACUGGGCUCGGGAAAAGUCAUUUCAAGAAGCUCAAGAUGUCGCCCGAUGCCUUCCUGCAAAUGGCGCUCCAAUUGGCGCACAGGCGUGUCAUGGGCUAUUAUACCUUGACGUACGAACCAGUGUCCAUGCGCGCAUGGAGGCUGGGAAGAACCGAGACCAACCGAGUGCUGUCGAACGAGAGCAAGAAGUUCUGUGACGCGAUGAUCGCUCGCGAAACCAAUAGUGCGGACGCCCCCACAAGUGCCGAAACGAUAAGUCUACUGAAGGCUGCCGAGAAGAAGCACGUGAAUCGUAUCCGUUCGGCUAUGUUUGGAAAGGGUGUCGAUCGACACAUUAUGAGUAUGAAAAUUGUUGCGAUGUCCCAAGGAUUGGACAUCAAGGACAUGCUUGACGGUCCUGCCUUUACCUUGCCAUGGGGUCUAGUUACGACUACGACGCCCCUGCUUUUCGGUCCCAAAUACAAGCAGCUGUACUCAAGCUUGGAAGAAUCUGUAGUCACUGUUGGAGGAGGCUUUACCUCUUAUCAACCAGAUUCUCUUGGUAUGGCGUACUUCUUCUACGAUGAUGGUAUGUCGUUCCACACCACCGUACGAGUUGGUGAUAAAAUAAAGGAUGCGGAAGCAACACGGCUUCAGUUCCAGGAUGCCGUGGUUCAAGCCAUGGAUGAAAUCUAUGCUCUGCACAAAGAAUAAGUCCAGUGAAACUCCAGUUGUUUCCAAAAUUUGACAUCCGUAUAUAUAUGCCAAGAAUGAAAAGCUUCAUUUGAGAACAAUCAAAAGGGCGAGCGGGAAAGUGUGAAGUUCUGGGAACAUCACGCUGCUGCUCUCUCGCAAAUGCAAUUAGUGUGAUUGCGAAAUACUCCGUUUUCCGGUAAUGUAAUCCGAUUGUAAUGGAAAAAUUAAGCGACGAAAGAAUUCAUCAAUAAUUAAAUGAUAACAAACCAGUG